This is a messenger RNA of Dreissena polymorpha, 1122 nucleotides long. RefSeq names its product arylalkylamine N-acetyltransferase 1-like. The record is from RefSeq and is a predicted model, not a curated record. The transcript is spliced from 2 exons. The coding region runs from base 75 to 782 and encodes 235 amino acids. Gene Ontology annotation, molecular function: N-acetyltransferase activity. NCBI's taxonomy places the organism in Eukaryota, Metazoa, Mollusca, Bivalvia, Myida, Dreissenidae.
CUAUUAGAAACUGACACAUUGAACUGGUAGUUGUAACCGAUAGUCGAAAGGUCGACCAAGUUCAAUAUUUGGGAAUGUCGAAGGAGAAUUUUACUGUUAAGCCUCGGGAAACACUGGAACAGAUUAUGCAAGACAUCAAUGCCGCAUUACCGCUAGACGGCUUGCACUUCGAGUUACUCUCGGAAGGUCGUAUGCAGGCGUUGGUCGACUUUCUUUCGGACUACUUUUUUCCCGACAUGCCGCUGAGUAAAUCUUUGGGAGUUGUCGCAGACGACAGCUUAAAAGAAAUCUUGAAAGUUAGAUUUUCCGAACAUUUAUCGCUGAUCUUGAUCGAUGAAUCAAGCGAUGAAAUCAUUGGAAUAAGAACCGCGUUUACCUUGACGAGACGUUGGCAAUUGAACACCGAUGAAAUCAAAGAUGAAAAAAUAAAAACCAUAUUGAAAUUCAUCUACCAGAAACACAACGAAAUGAACGUCUUUAAGCGUUUUGACGUCAACGUCGCUAUACAAUUUGCAAAUCUUGGCGUUCGGCCGGAUUUCCGGGAGCGUGGACUUGGCUGCAAGCUGAUAGAAGCUGCGCUUAUGUUCUUCUCGCAGUUUGCACUCGAAAUGCCGUGUAUCACAGGCGAAGGAACGUCGGGACACGCUCAGCGUAUUUUUGAAAAAUAUGGGUUUGAAACAAUUCAUACUUUUCUAUAUGCUGAUUACAAAGAAAAUGGCGAAGUUGUGUUCAAGAACAUGGGUGAGAACGUAUCCACGAAAGUUUACGUCAAACAGUUGUGAGCCAAUAAUGCGAGACUCAUUGGAAGGGAAGUUAUAACUACAAUCGAAAAUACAAAAUUGUAUGUAAACUGUCAUUAUUAUUCUUUUGAAUAUGCAUAGUCAGGUGGUAAUGGUUGUUUUAAGCUGUCACAUAGUUUAAACCAUAUUGCAUCUUAUUUGAAAUUUACUCAUAAUCUGUAUUCCUUUGAAACGCCAUAUAUGUAUACGGUUUAAGAGAGGGGAGACCGAUAUUGGACCUCGAACUGGUUUCUGAUGACUGGAUAGCCUGGGGGUAACGCGUAACUGUAUUUUAAGCUUUUUUCUUUAAAUAAAAAAAUCGUAAUAAAUCAACAAAACACAA